Molecule: messenger RNA, 1738 nt
Organism: Harmonia axyridis
Lineage: Eukaryota; Metazoa; Arthropoda; Insecta; Coleoptera; Coccinellidae
Exons: 5
Coding region: 158-1396 (412 amino acids)
Source: RefSeq, a predicted model, not a curated record
CAUUAUCUAUGACCCAACGGGAAAGGUCAUAAACUUGUAUUACAAAAUACAAAUCUCUCAAUAAUUGAAUAAUUAUAAAUAGAGGAAAAUUUUGAAUUUUUAAGGAAAUGUUUUAUUCUUAUAUCUAUAUUGAAUUUUAUGAACUUAUAAAUUGAAUAUGAAAUUGGACGAGAAGGUAGUCCUCUGUUUUUUUAUAAUCGUUACUCUAACUGAUGUUACCAAUGCUAGAGAAGAAUGGAUAGAUCCCCACGACUUGAACAUAAAAAUUAAAUCUAGAUUAAAAACAGAUGACGAGGAUCGAAAAUUUUGUGAUUGUAAUAACAAAUUUUCUAAAGAUCAAAGCACUUCUCACUUGAAAAAACUUAUAACUAUGAUAACCAGUAUGACCCAUUUUGAUAGGAAUUCAGAUAUUUAUAAGGGUGUUAUUGAUAUUCAAUUAAAUAUAGAUGAUUAUGAUUUUUUAAGGAAUUUGGUAACUACCGAUCUACAUGAUGUUCAUGUUUUGAGCAAACUGAGCACAGUACUGGAUAAAUCACUUGUAAAGAGUAUUUAUAGUACAUACUUUUUUACAAUUGGGGAAUACUUAUAUUUGGCAUUAAAUGAUGGAAAUACACUUUUGUUGUUGGGAUUAAUAGUUUUGCUUUUUAUUUUAUGGCGAAUACAACCUCAAAACUAUGAAUUGAAAACAUUAAUGAAGCUCUUUUUUCCUCUGGUGUACUUUUCUGACUUUGUCUUGAGAUAUAAAGCCAAGCUAGAGAUAGUGGAAAUAGACAAAUUUAUUGAGUUUGAAAACUAUAAAGUUUGUGAUCCUGAUAAUUUAGGCUGGUUUGAUUGGAUAUACGAUAAAUUCACAGGAUAUUGCAAAGACAACAAAAGAGAUUAUCUUAUGUCUCAGCGCUCUUCGUUUCAUUUCUUCACUCCAUUGAGUGUCAUCAGUGACCAGUUUGAUGUUAUUAUAAAUGUCCUGAAACAUUUGGGCACUGGGUUUGGAUCUUUCAUGUGGUCGCUAAUGUCUGAAAUGCCAUGGUAUAUGAAACCUGUUGCUGGAAUAUUCAGUUUUGUCUUAGUGAUAAUCAUAUUGCUGAUGUUUGGUUCUUAUACCCUUGAUGUAUACCCAAAGUUCAAUCUUUUUCAUUUGUUUCACUUUGAAGUAAGUAAGAAACCUCACAUAGGAAAUAACCAAUCUCAACAAGAUUGCAUAUCUGGGGAGAAUUUAAAAACGUUGAUAGCUAAUAAUCGAGAUAGGCCAAUUACUAUAGUUACAGGACCCAUCGCACAAAAAAAGACUUCAGUUUGUAAAUUCAGAACAAAACCUAAAUUUAUACCAACAAAAAAGAUAUCCAAGGCUAUAGUUGCAAGCAAUGAUGAAAAACAUGACAUGAAAGAACAGAAAUAACUGCAUGACCACAUAUUUUACUUGAUUCAAGUAGAAUUUUUUCAGAAAUUCAGUUUGAAUCAGAAAAAUAUUAGCUAAUAAUUUAAUUAUAUUGUAAAUAACAGAAUACGCUUUAACAUUCCGUAUAGCAACUAAUUUAAUUUGGCUGUAAUUCUUAUCUUAAUUUUUUUUUAAAUUUUAUAUUUACCUUUAAUCUGAAUCAUUGAGAGAUUUGUUAUUGUUAUUCUGAAAGAUAUAAUGUGAUUAUAUUUAUAACUAUUUAAAUUCUGCUCAUAUAAGUUGCAAAUGUUGUAGAUUUUUAUUUUAUUUUUAUAAUUCUAAUAAAAUAAUUGUUAAAAUUGA